Messenger RNA from Papilio polytes (common Mormon), 4755 nucleotides. RefSeq lists its product as uncharacterized. The coding region runs from base 239 to 3559 and encodes 1106 amino acids. Lineage: Eukaryota; Metazoa; Arthropoda; Insecta; Lepidoptera; Papilionidae. The record is from RefSeq and is a predicted model, not a curated record. The transcript is spliced from 14 exons. Gene Ontology annotation, molecular function: protein binding.
CAAAUUGCGCGCUUGACUCUUUACGUGCUCUACUGUACGCAUUCGCCGCGAAAAUACCGAAAAACCCCACGAAAAGUACAAAAUGUAACACAUCUAGUUACUUUGUAACAUGAUCCGUGUUACAGUUUGAAAUUAAACGGAAAAAUUGUGUUACAAAUUGAAAUCGAGUUUGUGUUCCAAAUUUAAAAAUAGUAAUUAUUGGUUCCAAAUUUGAAUAUUUGUACGAAGUGAUGACGUAAUGUGUGAAGUAGAGGGUGCGGCAAUCAUCAUUAGGCGGAGUCGUAACAAUGCAAUGGCCGGCAGGACCGUGAGGAAAGUGAAGCGCGGCCGGGCCAAGGAAUCUGCUAAUUAUCUUAACCAGCUCCCCGCGAUAAUUGUCACUCCGCCCGACAGCGCGGGAGAAAUGAAGAUCAAAGCUCCGGAAAGGUCCGAGGAAGUGAGAAAUGUUAAUGACGCAAAUUUAAACGAAAACACGCACGACACGAGCAAACACACGAAAUUCAAUACGAUGACAGAGUUCAGUGUGAGACAGUUGAUAGUGAACUUAUCAGAGAACUCGAGAGCAUCGAAGAACGAAAUAGAAAAUAUACAAAGAAGGCUGCUCCAGCAGGCCAACGAGAUAAUGAAAGUCAACACGUUUGCCAAGGCGCAGACGAUCACGGAGCCUAGAGUUAUCGCGGCUACUCAGAAACAUGGCUCGGCCGUAUACGGGCGGAUACCAGUCGCGCCUAGGAAUGCUGUAAUUAACGGUACGCCGAAUUCGGUCGGAAUCGAGACACCGAAUCAUUCUGAUACGCAACUGGUUCCAGAAAGGCUCCAAGAGACGCGUACAGAUAAUGUUACUGGAGGCAUGAAUAGCGAUCGAGGAAACAUGCAAAGGGUCGGGGCGACGGCGAUGGCGACGGCGGACGCGGGAAGGAUUUUUUUCUACGAAACGAGUUCUGCGGCGCGCGCGGCGGCCAGUGCGCGGCCCGCGACCGCCAGAGGUGGAGUGGAGGGCGGGCCGCCGUACAGGAUGCCACCGGCGCCCGAGGCCGCGCUGCCCGGCGCCCCCGCGCCGUCCGCGCCCCCUACGGCCUUGCACACGCACUCCGCAAAGUUCCCGAUAGAACGAGAAGUGAUACUGUCCUCUGGUGAGAAGAACUCAAAGGUUCCAAUCCUGCAGGAAGCAAGGAAGCGAGGCCGGCUGGGAGCUGUGGCACCUGACACGCCGCCCAAGACCCUGUCUGCUUGGACACAUGCUGAGAAUCAGCAAGCUGGCACAUCGGGCGACUUCCGACAGUAUCACGAUCAAAACUACAGCUACGCAAUGCACCAAAAUCAAAACCAAGGCGCUGUAGCGAGAAACAUACAAAACUACGACUCUCCCAAACCGCCUAUACCUGCCAAAAACUAUGGAACCAAAGCCGAUCUGCAAAACAAUUCACAUCACAUCACUGUUACAGUCGAAACCGGCAAAGAUAACACGAGAGACGCGCCAAAGAGCACGAAAUCCGUAAGCAAGACAUAUCACACAUUAAAAGAUAUGAUAUCUAGUAGGUUUAAAGGCAAAGAUAGCAAUGACAACGAAAAGACUGAAGAACCGAGCCUCAACAACAUUGAGGAAAGGAAAAGACCGGAGCCAGAACAAGUGACGCCGAGAGAAACGCCCACGAGGAAGGUGGAGCAAGGGAUUUAUGGAAGGCCUAUGCCUCAAGCAAGACCCGAUAUGCAGUAUUCACAUGGGAUGGCCAAUAACAUGGCUUACCCAAGCCCCUCACCACACAGACAAAUGAUGCAGCAGCAACAAAUAGUCCAACAGCAAAUGCUAUUAAAUCAACAAGCAAGAUCUCAAGAGAUGUUAUCGUCGACGCCUCACUCGCGUCCGCAGGCGUUGGGCGCCGACGCCCUGUACCAGCAGUACGGACCUCCAGGAAGAAGAAGUGCUGUUUACCAGAGAGAUAUGGACGUUAGAUCAAUGGCUAACUUCACGUCGUUGAAAUCAGGCCCACAAAAUCAGUUCGACAAUUCACAUUCAAGGCCAGACUUAAGAAGUCCACAACAAUUGGAGAGAGAAAUUAUAAGACAAAGAGGUUUAGUAGAAGGAAGACGAGCCGCGUCUCAUCCUCAUCUUCUUGAUGAACCACCUCAGCGACCUGAAGUAAAUACUCCUCAAAUUCACGAAAGAUCCAGACGAAAUUCACAUGGAAAUCUUUUAGAUGGAUUACCCAUUGAGAAUAGCCCUCAAAGGAAUACGACAGAAGAAAGAGAAUCCGAUGAUGGUGGAUUUAGACUACGUUUAGCAGCUCAGGGUAGAUCAAGUUUUGAAGAACGGAUUCGUACAAGCGGUAGAUCAAUAGAAUCGCACAGACAAGAACGUAUCCAAGAUAACAUUUAUAGACGGACACCUGAAAGUCAUAGAGAAUCUCGACGAACUCCAGACUCUUUAGGAAAUCGACAUAAAGAAGAAACAAUUAAUCAUCAGGGACCUGAUAGAAACGAUGAAAGUGCAAGUCAAAAGUCUGUAGACAGCGUUUAUAACUCCAGUGGGAAAGCCGAAGCGUAUCAUCCUCAGCCAUCGUCGUCGAGACAUACGCCUAAUCGAAUAGAAGACCUGAAAGCUCAUGGGAAGAAAGGGGCCAAUGGUUCAGGAGCUAGUUCAGAUUACGACAAGAACGGCGGUCAAUCUUCUAACGUGGAUUCAGGUCGAGGCAGCGUCGCGUAUUCCAGUGGACGGAGACCUGAAGCUAGUCCUCACGAUACGUCGGCAGAUUCUGACCCUGUUGCACAUCCGAGGAACCAACCACAACCUGGCACGAGUCAGCAGCAAACUGUACCAAAUGGUGAAAACGAGUGGGCGGAUCUAGUCGAGUGCGAACUUCGUCAAAUCUUGGAGCCCAAGCUAUCAGCGUUACGCCUGGACUCGUCCGCGAGCUCCGACGGGUCGGUGACGCCACCUCUACCGCCUCUCUCGCCUUCCUCUGACUUACACAAGAGAAAUAGUCUCCCAGGUCGAUCGUCCGAGUACCCUGAGGAGCGGCGUCGCGGGCGCGAGUCCCCGCGCUGGCACGGACAGAAGAAGCACGACCUUAAGGGUAUAAACAAGCGGUUCCAGCGACUGGAGUCGCACGUGGUGACGCUGGCGCGCUCGGUGGCGCACCUGUCCAGCGAGAUGCGCACGCAGCACCUCGUCAUGCAGGAGAUGGACAACAUCCGCGCGGAGAUCGCCGCGCUCCGACACAUGUACAAAUCGCAGCAGUUCAUCAGGUCAGGUCAUCAGCGACACCUAGACCCGUACUCCUUCAGCAACCCGGACCGCGUCAAGCGCCUCACGAAGUUCUUCGGCGACGAGCCUCCGCUCAUGAGACUCUUCCUCAAGAAACUUGGUUACGAGAAAUACGCAGCACUGUUAGAGAAGGAGAGAGUGGGCGCGGCCGAGCUGCCGUACGUGGGCGAGGACAGGCUGCGCGCGCUCGGCGUGCCGCUCGGCCCGCGCAUGCGCAUCCUGCGGGAGGCCGGCCUGCACCACGACCUGCGCGCCAGGGACGACCUCGGCACCACCACGCUCGCUAUCGUCUAGUGUCGUCUAGUGUCGUCUAGUGUCGUCUAGUGUACACCGACACACAUUAAUCAGUACCUUUCUCCUACAUCUAGGACACCCAUGGAAAUAGGUGACCUAAUCAACAAGACAAAUACUGAAUUAAAUUUGAGUUACACUCAAGAGCAUUAAAUCUGGGUCAUCUAAAAAUUUAAAAAUGCUAACUUAAUGAAAUAAAUCUUUAAUAAACAAUUAAAUACUCCUUAGCUUACGAGGUUUAGGAUAUAUCCCAACAAAUUGUCUGAUAACAAUCGAAAUAUGUGAUGGAUAUGGAUUUUGUUACCUUAUCUGAAAGUGACUUCAUUUUAAAGCUAUCAGCCAGUGGUAGGACAGGCCUUUAUAGUUUUUUAAAUGACCCGGAUUCAAUGCUCAUGGGUAACUUCCAAAAUAUCGACAUUAAAUGGUUUUAGACAGAAUAUAUAAAAGUCAACUAUUAUGAAAAUACAGAUGAUGUUAAAGUUUUCACAUUGUUUUGCGUAAUCAAAGGUUAUAUAUAAAAAUGUCAUUGACUGUUUUUAAAUCAUUACAAAAAUAACUGUUUUUAACUGUUAACGAAGACUAGUGUUAUCUAACUAGCUGUUGCUUGCGUGAAAUUUAAAAUAUAACCUAUGUUACUCACUGAUAAAUUACCUUUGUAAUGGUGAAAGAAUUUUUAAAAUCGGUCCAAUAGUUUUUACGAGAACGAUAACAUACUUAUCUAUGUAAAUAACAAUAUCCGGGAUCAGAGGGUGUGGUUUUUACCUAACUUCACAUAUCAACUAGCUUUCGCCCGCGACUCCGUACGCGUGGAAUUAUUAAUUAUUCUUUCUCCGGAUUUUUCGUGUAAAUGAUUAUUGAAAAAAUAACAAGAUUUUCUUAGAGAUAGUCCAAAAGUAGACUGACAAUAUUAAAUAUUUGUGGUGCUAGCAGUUUUUUCGUAAUAAAAAUUAUAUACUAAGUAAAUAUUAGUCUACUUAGCUAUACCACCGCAUAUUCUCUUUUUAUAAUUUCUCAUUCAAAUGGUUUGCCAAAGAGUUUAACCGGCAUGUACUUAACCUCUUGUAAAUAAUGUAAAUACAUAAAUUUAUGUAAAAUGUACUCCGAGCAACGAAAAGACAACGUACUUUGUAGUUAAUUUUUCUAUCCCCCUAUAGGGAAGUGUACUGUAAAUAGUUUUAAAUAAAUUUUAUUUCAAUUUA